Molecule: messenger RNA, 3137 nt
Organism: Papaver somniferum (opium poppy)
Lineage: Eukaryota; Viridiplantae; Streptophyta; Magnoliopsida; Ranunculales; Papaveraceae
Exons: 4
Coding region: 58-903 (281 amino acids)
Source: RefSeq, a predicted model, not a curated record
CAACUCCUUUGUGUCAAAACAAGACGAUAAGAGUGUCUAGUUCUUUCACAAAAAAUUAUGCACAAUGAUGAUGAGCCAAUUCUAUUUAGCCAGAAUACCACAGAGAUAGAACCAGAUCUUAAAUUAGAUGGAUACAUGGAGGCAAGAAUCAUCAACAAGCAGGAAUCGCCAAUGGAGGAAAGCCCGUUUGAGGUGCGGCUGAAGGUCCACGGAGCGGGAUCCUCCGAGGGCAGAUUACCUGUGGAUCUUGUGACCAUCUUAGAUAUCGGCGAAACCAUGGAGGGAUCCCCGAUAAAAAAGGCGAAACUUGCCAUUGGUUUCUUGCUCCAGAAACUUAGCCAUGUCGAUCGUAUGUCUAUCGUCACUUUCAACAAGGAAGCUAACAAGUUGUGCCCACUUCGCCAGAUAACUGAAAGUUCUCGGAUGGAGAUUGCAAAUCAGGUUAAUGCUUUAGAAGCCGAGUCUAGCACAAACGUUGCUGCAGGCCUUAAAAUGGCCUUAAAAAUACUCGAUGAACGCACCUAUACCAGUGGGCGUCGUGCUGCUAUUAUCCUUAUAUCUAAUGGUAUAGAAGACUGUGAAAGUGAUGCUGCCAAUGUUUCUAUUGGCAAGGUGCCGGUAAACACAUUUGGACUUGGUAGUGACUGCGAUGAAGAGAUGCUCCGAGCUAUCGCCGAGUCAAGUGACGAGGGAAAUUUUGAAUUGGUUCCAGACAGGGUCUCUUUGAUUUCUAUAGUUUCUAAAUCUUUGGCUGGCCUACUUGGAAUGGUUAUGGAGGACCUAACUCUGACUUUGGCACCAGAAAAUGGUUCAAAAAUCACUGAGGUAGAGAGCAAAACCUAUCAUGAACAAACAAAGAGCAAAACCUAUUGUGUGACAGAGAGACUUGCGAAGUCCUUCUGAAGCUUACUCUUCCAAAGGUGGACAAGAGGUGUAACACCAAUAUUCUCAAAAUAACUUACAAGUUCAGGGGUAGUGGGGAGAAAACAUUUAAGUCCGAAGAGAGAAUCAUACAUGUUGACCGUGAUGCUCUGUCAAAGGAAGCAGAGAUUAAAGAGGUGCUAGCUGAAGGGAGACGUUUCAUGGCUCUCCCAUCUGGUAUCCCGAGUGGGUAUGACGCGCCCCACAUUGCACUUAAGACUGUUCAUGCAUCGCAACGUGCCAUAACUCUCCUAGCUGGUGUUUCGAGUGGUUUUAUACAAGGAACAAGUUAAAGCUCAUAGUUCGGAUCCAAACAAUUAUGUAGUGCCCGCCGCAGAGGAAGAUAAGAAAACCACAGCUCCUCCAACCGUAGAGGUUGAUGAACUUAUCUGUGAUAAGAAGGCCACCAUUUCACAUGAAUCACCGCCUUCCACAGCUCUCCCUACUAGAGUUUCGGGUGAGUGUGACACUCCCAUCAGCAACGAUCGCGAAGGUUAUAUAGAUCCAGCGAAGGAGGAUGAUAAGAAAGCCACCACUUUUCGUGAAACACUAUGUUCUGUAGCUCUUCCAACUGGUAUUCCUAGUGGGAAUGGCGCAUCUCGCGUUUCCCUUGAGGUUGUUCAUGCAUCGCAACGUGCCACAGCUCUCCCAGCUGGUGUUUCGAGUGGUUUUGAAACCCCCCUUAAGGAUGUGUACGAGGAACAAGCUAAAGCUCUUAUUUCGGAUCCCGACAACUAUGUAGUGCCGCUGCAAAAAAAGAUAAGAAAGCCACGGAUCCUCCAACCGUAGAGGUAGAUGGACCUAUCCGUGAUAAGAAAGGCACCAUUUCCCAUGAAGCAACUGUGUCUCAUGAAUUACAACAUUCCACAACUCCCCUAGCUGGUAUUCUGAGUGGAUAUGAUACUCCCAUCAAGGGGGAACACAUCAAACCAGCUGGGAAUUUCAACAAGGAUACCGAAGCACAAGAUAACAUUGCCACCUCUUCGGAUGACUCGCAACGUUCCAUAACUAUCAAGGAGGAACACGAGAAACAAAAUGAGACUUACAGCAAGGAUCCCGAAGGGGAUGGUCACACAGUACCCACAACGGAGAAAGAUAAGAAAGCCACCACUUCAAAAGAAUCACAACGUCCCACUGCUUUCCAAGAUAGCAUUCCGAGCGGGUAUGACACCUCCAACAUAGGGGAACACAAGAAACAAGCUGAGAGUCACAGACAGGAUGUCGGGGGUUAUUCAUUGCAGACAAUGAAGGAAGAUAAUAAAACCACUGAUUCUCAUAAAUCACAACAUUCUGAAGCACUCCCAGAUGUUAGCGGAAUGGAGGCGCCACCUAUACAUGAAGUUUUCAAACAAGAGGGUUGGGGAUUUGGUAGAUUAAAGCAAGUAGGUUAUUUGGGCUACAACAUUGUUAACAAACUAAAAAAACGAGACGCACGGGUAGAUCCGGUAGAUGUAACUACCAUCAUUGAGGAACAUAAGAACCAAGCUGAGAAUAACAACAAGGAUUUCAGGGGCACUCCGAGUGGGUAUCACAUAUCUUUCACGGCGAAACACAAGAAGCAAGCUGAAAGUGACAACAAAUAUCCCGAGGGUAAUACAGUACCCACAUCGGAGGAAGAUAAGAAUGCCAUCGGUCUUCGUGAAUCACAUGGUCCUAUAGCUUACCCAGACAGUUGGGGAUUUGGUUGGCUAAAGAAGGUAUUUGAUUGGGGCUACAACAUUGCUGCUGACAAAAUGAAAAAACAGGAGCCACGUGUUGCGUUCACUGGAAACCCUAUUCACCAUAAGAAAGAAGCUGAGAAUUACGAAAAGGAUCUCGUAGGUUAUCCAGUGCACAAAGAGGAGGAAGAUAAGAAAUCCACUGCUUCUCAUGAAUCACAAUGUUCCACAUCUAUCUCAUCAGCCAUUAUUCUAAGCGAGAAUGGAAUUCCCCCGACGGUGGAUUACAAUCAACAAGCUGUGAUUUCUGACAGGAAUCCCUCCAAAGAGGCCAUAGCAGAGGCUCCCAAACGGGAAGGUUGGGGAUUUGGUAGGUUGAAGCAGGUAGUUGAUUUGGGCUACAGCAAUAUUGCUGACAAAAUAAAAGAACACGAUCCACGAGCUGAACUGGUAGUUGACAUCGGCACCUUAUUUAUCUUGGACUUCAGUGCUUUUUUAGCUCUCGCUCUCUCUAUGAUAAGUUUGUAUUGGUAUUACAUGCUGAUCAUUUACUUCAUA